Messenger RNA from Xyrauchen texanus (razorback sucker), 603 nucleotides. RefSeq names its product C-X-C motif chemokine 11-6-like. The record is from RefSeq and is a predicted model, not a curated record. The coding region runs from base 51 to 353 and encodes 100 amino acids. Gene Ontology annotation, cellular component: extracellular region. Gene Ontology annotation, molecular function: chemokine activity; CXCR chemokine receptor binding. The transcript has 4 exons. Gene Ontology annotation, biological process: chemokine-mediated signaling pathway; inflammatory response; antimicrobial humoral immune response mediated by antimicrobial peptide. NCBI's taxonomy places the organism in Eukaryota, Metazoa, Chordata, Actinopteri, Cypriniformes, Catostomidae.
AACAGCAGCUGAACUUCUUUAAACAUAAGAUCAUCAAGAGCAAAAACACAAUGAAAUCAGUUACAGCUUUUGUUCUUCUUAUCUGCCUGUUUGCUGUUGUGGUGAAAGGGCAGGCAAAGGUUCUGAAGGGCAGGUGUUUAUGUGCUGACAAAGGAGUGAACAUGGUUCCUCCAAAAAUGAUUGAGAAGGUUGAAAUUAUACCACCAAGUCCAUCUUGUGAAAACCAGGAGAUUGUUGUUACUCUGAAGAAUAGCACAGAGCGAAAAUGCCUAAAUCCAGAAUCAAAUUUCACUAAGAAUUACAUUGUGAAGGCUAUUAAAAAACAGAGGAGCCAGCAGAAGCUUGCAAUAUGAAUUCAGAGAAAUUAUUGUUUAGUCCAAGAGAAUAACACCCUGAUAUCAGCAUCAUGCACUAAGCAACUGGAUAUCCUUCAUUCACCCGACAAGACAGAGCAGAGUUUCAUACACAAAAUAUUUCAUAAUCCAGUGUUCAUAAAGCUUCAUUAUGUACAUUUUCCUUAACUGAUUAACCUAUAAAAUUAUCGUGAUUCACUAUGUAUUUGUACUUUUCAAAGUAAUAUUUUUGUAAUGCAUAUUUUUCCUG